AUGAAACCUGUAAAUCAAUCUUUCUAUCUAUCUAUCUAUCUAUCUAUCUAUCUAUCUAUCUAUCUAUCUGUUAUAUACCAUCUAUCUAUCUAUCUAUCUAUCUAUCUAUCUAUCUAUCUAUCUAUCUAUCUAUCUAUCUAUCUAUUUAAAUCUCUUUCAUAUCUAUCUUCUCUCUCUCUCUCUCUCUCUCUCUCUCUGCCUCAUUUUCUUUGUUUUCUUUACGCUUCUUUAUCUGCUUCUUUUCGUUCUUCUUGUUCUUCAUUUUUUUUUGUUCUUUCGCUUCUUCGCGUUUCUGUUCUCGGUUAUUUGGUUUUGUUUCAUUUCUAUUCCUUUACACAGCGUCUUGUUCAUUGUGCUAUUAGCAAGAUAUUCUUAUUCAUUUCUUUCACUCUUCUUUUUCUCAUUCUCACUCUUCAUUCCAGCUCCCUUCCUAGUGGUUUUCUUCUACUUCUUUUUCUUCUACUUGUGAUUGAUUCUUGUCCUCUUUUAUUGACGACUUCGACUUCUUCUUCUUCUUCUUCUUCUUCUUCUAUUCCCUCAACUUCGUGUCAUAAUUGUUAUCCUCUUCUCGUUUCUUCUUUUUUCCAUUUCCCUCUUUUUUCUUGUCUUUCCUUUUCUACUUCUUCUUGGCUUCUUUCAUACACAUUCUUUUUCUUCCUCUCUUGA
Messenger RNA from Acanthosepion pharaonis, 666 nucleotides. Lineage: Eukaryota; Metazoa; Mollusca; Cephalopoda; Sepiida; Sepiidae. The record is from the annotation of a GenBank genome assembly.